Acanthoscelides obtectus is the source of this 690-nucleotide messenger RNA. The record is from the annotation of a GenBank genome assembly. Lineage: Eukaryota; Metazoa; Arthropoda; Insecta; Coleoptera; Chrysomelidae.
AUGCCUUGCUGUGUUACUGUGGUUUUCGGCAACGAAGCGCCACAUCAUCUUAGCGACGAUCCCAGGGUGGGUGCGCCAAAAACGGCAGUCACCCAGGAAAACGUCGAUGCUGUGCGCAAACUCAAAAAUUUAGUUUCUCGUUGGAUACCCCACCUCAACCGGGUUAAUUGGUGUCAAAAAACGCUUGCCCGUUACUAUUCCGGAAACACAAAAAAUGUGUACAGCAUUGUUAGUGGUGAUGAAUCGUGGAUUUACUGUUCUGGAUCAGAAAAUAACGACAGUAAAGAAAAGCCAACAAAAGGCAUCCGUUCUCGAAGUGUUUCGAAAAAGAUCGUCGCGACGUUUGCGUCUAAAGCGGGUCAUAUUGCAACAAUUCCUCUUAAUGAGCAAAGAACUAUUCGAAAAAUCAACUCCGAAAGAAGAAUCAUCCUCCACCAAGACAAUGAAAGCUCGCACACAGCCCAAAAAACAAGGCACCCCGAUCUGAGUACUAACGAUUUCUUUACUUUCCCGAAAAUUAAAAACAGACUGCGUGGUCAAAGGUUCCAGUCACCAGAAGAAGCAGUUGACGCAUUCAAAAAUGCCGUUUUGGAUAUGCCAGCAAACGAGUGGAAUAAGUGCUUCGAAAAUUGGUUCGAGCGCAUGCUAACGUGUAUUAAUCUUCGUGGAGAAUACUUCGAAAAACAAUAA